This is a messenger RNA of Nilaparvata lugens (brown planthopper), 1885 nucleotides long. RefSeq lists its product as uncharacterized. The transcript is spliced from 12 exons. The coding region runs from base 176 to 1885 and encodes 569 amino acids. The record is from RefSeq and is a predicted model, not a curated record. Gene Ontology annotation, molecular function: calcium ion binding. Lineage: Eukaryota; Metazoa; Arthropoda; Insecta; Hemiptera; Delphacidae.
ACAUUUUCUAGUCAAAACAUAGGCUAAUACUUUUAUUUACUUUUUAGAAUAGAAAAAGUAAAAUCGUACAUAAUGUAUUCGUAAAUACAAAAUUUAUAUAGUAAAUUUUUAUAAAUUCCUCACACGUGAAUGAGUAUUUUUAGUAAGCAAAAUUAUUAUACGUAGGUAGUUUGAAAUGGAAUCAAAUAGGGACGAGGAUGACAUUGGCUUAUCUGAUGUGGUGUCAGUGAUAAUUUCAAGUGAGGAUGGCCAGUACCUUUUGGUUUCCGAUGAAACUAAACACAAAGGUUUAUUCUGGAUAUUUACAAAAUCGGCAAGAAACAAAACUUUCAGAUCUGCUGCCGGUGACCUUUUGGCUGAGAAAUUCCAUUCAAAUUUCAAUUCUCUCAGAGAGCAUCUUCUAAAAUUUUACAACGUUUGGGUACCUGAUGAUAACAGCUUACACCAUGCUGUUUUUGAAAUGAUCAUUUCUGAUGAUCAGAAAAAUUCACUCAAAAUGGAAAAUAAAAUGUGGAAAGGAAGUUGGUGUUCGAAGACUGAAAUAAAAUCAAUGGCUAUUAGUGGUACCCUCAGAAGUCCUGAACUACUGGACUAUAUUGCUAGCUCACAAUCAGUCAAAAAGAAGCAAAAAAGUACCGAGAAACCAUCAAGUGGCCAAGAUAAAAACCAUUCAACUCUGUCAAAUGCCACAGUGAUUGACAAUUUGACAGAAAUUAAUAGAAGCCAUUUAGUCAUAGAAACAAACAAAGAUCCUCAAAACCCUCAAGAAGUAACUGUUAAACAAGCUUGCUUGAAUUUCCCAGAACAAAUGAUGAUCUACAGGGAGUUUCUCUCUCUUUGCUUUCCAAACUUAUUGAUGAAUAGCACAAUAUUCGAGAGCUUUAUGAUAAGCUUCGGUUGGGAUGUCAGUCUAACCAAGAACCUGUUCCGAGCGGCAGAUGUGACAAACAGAGGUGCCAUAACUCACAAAGAGUUCCUCUUCAUUUUGGCGGCAUGUGAGCCUAGGACGCCUCAUGCUGGAAAACCGGCAGAAACCAGGUGCCGCUACAUAUUCAGAUUUUUCGACACAACCAACAGCAACAGACUGAGCUUCGAUGACCUGAAGAGAAUGCUUCUAAUGAUCAGAGAAACGAGAGGUCAAAGUCAGAAUGAGAUCGAGGUUGAGAAAGAGCUGGACAAUUGUGAGAAAACUGUUCAAAACAUAUCAAUCACAGAUAUGACUCUGGGCAACUUCAUGCGUUGUAUAGGAGAGCUGAAAUUCAGGGGCACUUCUAAACUUCUACGAUCACCCAUAAGCGUUAUUCAAUUUUUCCGCAGCCGCAACAUUGAGUCCUAUUGGUCAGUGAUAGACGCGAAGGCGAGUCUGCUUUUCCGAGAUAAUCAUUCUAAUGAGCCCAGUACCAGUACCCAUCAAAUGAAUAGUAGAAUAAUGCUACCGUCGUCACCUUCAAAUAUAAUGGAAACAGGGUACAGACUAUGUGGCCAUGUAUUCAGUGUUAGCAGACUUGGUGUUCAAGAUAUAUUAACAGUUGAUAAGCUACCAUGUGCAAAAUCCGAUUCCCUACAACAAGCUUGCUUGACUCGCGAGUCGAUUGAGCGAUUAAAAAACGCCUUUUUACCCAACGAAGUCCUUUCGGGCUUAGCAUACUUUGCCGAGAAAAUAGAUGCCACUGAUGUUGUGGCAAGAAAAGCAGGGCGUAAGCCAAAACUGCCUUUUAACUGGGGACAGAUUGACAUGGUAGGUCUUGGAAUUCAUCUGAUACAACUCUGCAAGAUAGUUUCUGAGAUAUUUGCAAGAGAGCCUAGAUUAUUGAGGAUCAAAUCUCCUGUCUAUGUUUUAGCAAUUGAUAUUUUCAGACCAACAAAAACUGAUGAUGAGCAUUAA